Rubroshorea leprosula is the source of this 745-nucleotide messenger RNA. NCBI's taxonomy places the organism in Eukaryota, Viridiplantae, Streptophyta, Magnoliopsida, Malvales, Dipterocarpaceae. The record is from the annotation of a GenBank genome assembly.
CACUUCACUUCUCCCCCUUUCCUUUCCUUUGCUAAUUUGUAUCCAAAUAGGCUAAAUAGAGGCAGAGUGGUUAUUUCCUUUGACAGAGAAAGAGGGUAAGAGAAAAAAGAUGGAUGUCAUGCGGAAGCAGCUCGAUGUGCUGAUGGGCGCGAACCGCAAUGGCAACGUAAGGGAGGUGAAUCGGAAGUACUACGACUGCGAUGUCUGCCGCCUCUACUUGUCCGGCCUUUGCCCUCACGAGCUCUUCCAAUUAACGAAAAUGGAUAUGGGUCCAUGUCCAAAGGUCCACUUGUUGCAGCUGAGGAGAGAAUAUGAAGAGGCUAAGGCAAAAGGCAACGGUAACUAUGACAGAGAAUUGGAAGAUGCUAUUGACAGGCACAUUGUUGACUGUGAUAGGAAAAUUGGUAGAGCUCUCAAGCGCCUUGAGGAUGAGGAUGCAAGGCUGCUAUUGCUAUAACUGUCACUGAAGUUACUCAGACACCAGAAAUACUAGAGCUUUCAGGGCAGAUUAAGGGGAAAUUGAAGGAAGCCGACCAAUAUGGUAUCUCUUAUUUGCACUAGAUUGUGUCUUAAUUGGACUCUGUUUCUCAAUUAUAGCUGAAAACUUUUUCUUUUGAGAAAUUAUUUAUUUAUUUAUUUAUUUGUGCAAAGUCAUAUUAACAUAGUAAGCAUGUAGCUUCAUUUUUUUUUAAUCGUAUUUGCUUGUAUGAUUUUCUUUUUGUUGAAAUCAAUCAACUUUUGAUGU